CAACACGGGGGGCCAAACUGACCAGAAAAGCUGUUAUUCCUUGGACGUGUGUGAAUUAUAUACAGGCGCCUUUAGGUCAUUUUACCCCGGCGAGCCAAGACGACCCCCGGGGUCCUUUUGGCUCCGAUGACGCCAUCAAGCCGUUCCUGGACCACGGUGGGGAAAACGUGGAGGGUGUCAACGCGCCGAGGAGCCGACGCUGGUCCACUUUUGUAACUAUUACAGGUUUUCACUUUUUGAAAUCAAACCAUAUGACCGGUGUUCUCUACGUAGUCUGCACAGUCCUGCGUAGAUGUCACCGAACAUGAGAGGAAACUGGUCGAUUCAGCGCCGCUGCUUGUAUUUUUGAAAUAGCAUUGCCCCAAGCUAGCAGUGUUCGCUAGGCUAACUACGUGUCAACCCUCAUCUUGGGCCGUUCCCACUGAGCUAAAGAGCACCACCAUCACGCCACCCAGAAUGGAGUAUAUGAAAGCUCCUGCAACAAGUAGCCAGGGAAACAUCCUGUGCUGUACCUGCGGCAUUCCUAUCCCCCCGAACCCAGCCAACAUGUGUGUGGCCUGCCUGCGCACUCAGGUGGACAUCUCAGAAGGGAUCCCCAAACAAGUCACAGUGCAUUUCUGCAAGCAGUGUGAAAGAUACUUGCAGCCACCAACGACCUGGGUGCAGUGUGCUUUGGAGUCCAGGGAACUACUGGCCCUCUGCCUGAAAAAACUCAAGGGUUCAAUGACUAAAGUACGCCUAAUUGAUGCUGGUUUCCUGUGGACAGAGCCACACUCCAAGAGAAUCAAGAUGAAGCUGACCAUUCAGAAAGAGGUGAUGAAUGGAGCCAUCCUGCAGCAGGUGUUUGUAGUGGAGUUUGUCAUUCAGUCCCAGAUGUGUGACGACUGCCACCGUGUGGAAGCCAAGGACUUCUGGAAGGCUGUGGUUCAAGUAAGGCAGAAGACUGUUCACAAAAAGACGUUCUACUAUUUAGAGCAACUGAUCCUCAAGCACAAACUGCACCAGAAUACCCUCAACAUCAAGGAAAUACACGAGGGAAUUGAUUUCUACUUUGGCUCCAAGCAGCAUGCUCAGAAGAUGGUCGACUUUCUUCAAUGCACUGUGCCCAGCAGGUCAAAGACAUCCCAGCGCCUUAUCUCCCAUGACAUCCACUCAAACACCUACAACUAUAAGAGCACCUUCUCUGUGGAGAUUGUACCUGUCUGCAAGGACAACGUGGUGUGCCUCUCACCGCGGCUUGCCCAGAGCCUGGGGAACAUGGGUCAAGUGUGUGUGUGCAUCCGUGUGACCAGCACCAUCCACCUCAUUGACCCCAAUACCCUGCAGAUUGCUGAAGUGGAUGGCAGCACGUACUGGCGAAACCCCUUCAACAGUCUCUGUAACCCACGGCAACUGGAGGAGUUCAUUGUUAUGGAUAUUGGCAUCAUCCGCGACCAGAAGCUUGGGGCGGGAGCUGGCCUUCGGUCCACUAAGCACACCCUGGCUGAAGUGUGGGUCCAGAAAACAUCAGAGAUGAAUACCAGUCAGCAGUACUACUGUCGAACAUUCCUGGGCCACCUGCUCAACAUAGGAGACCUGGUGCAUGGCUUUGACUUUGCCAAUUCCAACAUCAACGAUGAGCACUUAAAUAAGAUGAACCCUCACUAUGUUCCCGAUGUGGUGCUGAUCAAGAAGAGCUACGACCGGAGCAGGAGGGUGAAGCGCAGGAACUGGAAGCUGAAGGAGCUGGCCAGAGACAGGGAAGGCAUGGACACGGACAAUGAAAGGCAAUAUCAGGACUUCCUGGAGGACCUGGAGGAGGAUGAGGCUCUCAGGAAGAACAUCAACAUAUUCAGAGAUGCAUCCAAAAUCCCGGUGGAAAGUGAUACCGAUGAUGAGGGAGCACCCCGCAUUUCCCUGAUGGAGAUGCUGGAAGACCUCAGCCUAUCGGAUGCCACAGGAGGAGAGGGUGCUGACAUGAUGACAGACUAGCCAGUCCGGAGCCUGUUGGUAUCAUACUGACAGCUUACCUGUCCAGUGAGGAUUCUGCAGGAAUUGUAUUGGCAGUCUAUCCAGAGUCAAAUAUUACAUCUUUUCAACCUCCAGGAGACCAUGGUCUUACUCAGCCGGUCGCAGGUGGGCCACCAUACUGUAUUUGUAAGGUGGUCUGAUUUAGACACUCUUCAGAGUUGAGAAGCAGACUUGUGGGCUUGAACGACACCACUUUGUUACUAGAUAUCUUGUGCUUACAGUCACGAUCAGGUUGCAUAGAGAGAAGACACGUUCAGUGCUACGCACUGGUCAUUAACUUAGGUUUUUUGACCCCUUCCCUUGUUUUACGAUGUGGAAGUGAUCUGGAAUGCAGUGAUGUGGAACUAUACUCAAGUCAAAAUAAAUAUUUGCCCAGCUGCACAGUUUUCUUGGACACGUGCUCUGUUAAAGGUGAAGAGUAACAGUAUGGCGUGGGUUACUAAUUAAAAAGGUAAAAAGGGGCGUCCAGGUAGCAUAACGGUCUAUUCUGUUGCCUACCAACACGGGGAUCGGCGGUUUGAAUCCCCGUGUUAUCUCGGGCUUGGUCGGGCGUCCCUACAGACACACUUGGCCGUGUUUGCGGAUGGGAAGCCAGAUGUGGGUAUGUGUCCUGGUCACGGCACUAGCGCCUUCCUGGUCAGUCGGGGCACCUGUUCGGUGGGGAGGGGGAACUGGGGGAAAUAGCGUGAUCCUCCCACACCCUCCUGGUGAAACUCCUCACUGUCAGGUGAGAAGAGGCAGCGGGUGACUCCACAUGUAUGGGAGGAGGCAUGUGGUAGUCUGCAGCCCUCCCCGCAUCGGCAGAGGGGGCGGAGCAGCGACCGGGAUGGCUCGGAAGAGUGGGGUAAUUGGCCGGGUACAAUUCGGGAGAAAAGGGGGGGGGGUAAAUUCAAGAUUUAGUUUGUUGUCAUUUUCAUUUUCAUUAUGUACCUGCGCACAUAAAUAAAAAUGAAAUGCCGUUUCUCCCAGCCCCCUCCUAAAUAAAUAAAUCAAAUAAAAAGGUAAAAAGGCUUGAAAUAAAGAUGAAUGGAUUGGCUAAACUUCAUCUAUUCCUGUUGGGAAUUAGAAGACUGGUUCGCACAGAAUGAUAGAAAAACGACCCGGCACCAGUGCCCUUGAGCAACACGGUGAAGAUCCAGAUCCAACACAUCCUGCAUCCUGACCUCAAAAUGGUACGGUCAACUGAAAAAAGGACUUGCUUCCUCGUGGAAAAAUUGUCAUAAAAAGUGUGGCUGGUGGCUACAUCCACCGGAGGGGGGUUAGACUUAUUAAAACGGCCUGUGCCCUGGUACGCUUGCGUUCAUAUCCUUUCAUAUUAAAUCAAAUCUAGACGUAUUGUUCCCCGAGUCCCCAGGUAGAAAUGAGACCGCAGAAAGUGAUCUGAAGAACAAGCUGCAGAGUUCGUAUUAUAUUGCUGUGAAAAGAUAUUGUCAUUUGAUAGAGUCGGUGUGGAACAGCACCCCACCCAUGUUCUGGCCACACCAAUGCCCACACAGCACCACUGCCAAGUUGUGCCGUGCUUCCAAAUUUGUGCCCAAGGAACGUCACAUCCACAUCACGUCUGCUCAGACAAAAUGAAAAGGUUCACUUAGCCUACGGAGGGAAAGACACACUUUUAAAGAAAACGUCAACCAAUAUGGCUUUUGCCUUUUAUCUACUAACUGUAGGGCAGUGGCGGCUGGUGCUAAACAUUUUUUUUGGGGGGGGGGGGGGGUUUACCUUGGUGCAGCACCCCUGACAGCUGCUUUACUGUCCACAGUCACAGAGUUAUUAAGAAGGACCAUGUAGCCUAUAGAUUUUAUCAGGGUUGGUAGACGGUGGAUGGUUGACAGUUGAGACGAGGCGUGGUGGUGGGUGUGAAGAUGAUUGACAGCCACGAGAAUUGUCCAAUCACAUUAGAUCAAAAAACAUGAAAACGAUACCAAUUCACUGUCAACAAAAGUGGGAGUGUCUGGGGCAGCACAGAACUGCGCCCCCUGGAAAACCAAUCAGACAUAUUUAACACGUUUAAGUAUUUUCAUCUCUUGAUGUUUGAAGGGCGGCGCCCCAGCGCCCUCUACUGGCCAGUCGCCACUGCUGUAGGACACCAGUAUAUGGUUAUAGAAAAGUCACUUUGACAAGGAGGCUGUCAUGUCAGUGCGUGUUCGGCAAUACUGUAACCCUGCAUAGGCUGGUCUGCUUGCAGUUACUCAACCAAUCAUACAGCACUAAAUUAUUUCUGCUGUGCCAAAUCUGACAACAGAAAUAAGUGCUGAUUGAACGCAGACCUCAAGAUCUGCAGGACAAGGGCUACGUGAGCAGGGGCGUCAAUUCACUAGAAGCCAGGGUAUGGCAAAGUCAGAUGACAUCACAUCUGACAUCACGUGACAUCAAAUCAAGUCCCUCAAAUUCUCAUUCCAUCUCAACCAUGUGGCUCUGUGCCAGUAGUUGGCUACAGCCAUUUCAUUUACACAAUCGCGUCACCCUAAUACAGCCAGAGCCUUGACUGGUCCACCUCGACAUUCCUCAUCGCCCGCAACGGAAUCUGUAUCCCCGCCACAGGGGGAACGCCUCGGCCCUGCUACAGAUUAUAAUAUGGCAAGGAUGUAUUAUUGGUUUUCAUGUUUUUCAACGUGAAACUUUUUUCCACAAAAUUAAAGAUGGCUACUAAAAAUAAAAAAUGGUCACCGGUAAAUGGACAAAACCCCACUGGAUAAAACCACACAGUCAGCAAUUCAUUUAAAACACGGAGAAAUGUGUAAUUGACAUAUAUUAUUUCACACUGACCAGGCAGCCAAGGUAUGGCAGCUGCCAUACCCAAUUGACACCCCUGUACUUGAGGACUGGGAUGGGAAACACUGGGCUGUAUUUUUAUAUAUGAGGCAGCAGAUUACCACUUUAACUGCUGUCAGAACAUUAAUGUAUUUUGGUUAAGGGGCCCGUACGGGUGAUUCUUCAAUAUGGGCCACUUUUGGCUUUUGACAUUUUGAAAAAAUAAAAAAUUUCUUUAAAAUCUGUUUUUUUCUUUUUCAAAAGCUCUGUUAGUGGUGUGGAACAAAUAUCUCAGCACAGCUUUGGUCGUCCUACAAAAUAAGUUUGAUGGUAUGAUGCUUUUUUCAAAGUUGUGACAGCAAAAUGUGAUGUAAUGACACGUGAUGUAAUGACAGUUUUCACUGGAGAAAAAGUUGGCUAAGUCUUAGACUUGCUAAGCUAACUUGUUAGCUACAAUGGAUACAGGUGAAU
Molecule: messenger RNA, 5232 nt
Organism: Lampris incognitus (smalleye Pacific opah)
Lineage: Eukaryota; Metazoa; Chordata; Actinopteri; Lampriformes; Lampridae
Gene: nmd3
Product: NMD3 ribosome export adaptor
Exons: 16
Coding region: 457-1971 (504 amino acids)
Biological process (GO): ribosomal large subunit export from nucleus
Cellular component (GO): cytoplasm; nucleus
Molecular function (GO): ribosomal large subunit binding
Source: RefSeq, a predicted model, not a curated record